CCGUUUAUAUGCUUGUGCGCGCUCUCUGAGAGCGCGCAGAGCUGCGAUUCGGUGCCUGCUGUGUCCUCCGGACACAGUGGAAUACCGAUUGUGAGACGGGACCUCUGUGCGAGGUCCAGAUCAUGUGAUCACUGAUUGGCCAAUCAGUGAUCACAUGCAGAGUAGUAAGCAAGGUGUCACUUCUGACAUCAUUACUUACUACGUGUGAAAUCUGUGAAUGAUCACAGAGGUCACAUUGUACAAGGCUAUUCACAACA
Messenger RNA from Staurois parvus, 257 nucleotides. The record is from the annotation of a GenBank genome assembly. NCBI's taxonomy places the organism in Eukaryota, Metazoa, Chordata, Amphibia, Anura, Ranidae.